ACUACUCCAUCAGAUAGUGAUACUAGCGCUACCACUUCAUCACCACAUGAAUAUCAGGCGGCAAGUAUGAAUUUAGAUACUUGAAAACGGAAUGGGAUGGUUUAGACUAACCUGCCCCAUGACCAUCCCUAUUGUCGAGUCAAGUUGGAUCUCAGAUUUUCGCGUGGAAGAAUGGGAGAAAUAACCGGGAUUAGGUAAAGUAGUUAAAUGAGGGUAUUUCUGGACAAACACUUAAACGACAUUUUACUUUCAGCGCCAAAAUCAAAUGCAUUGGCGCCGAUUUGCUACUAUUGUCAGAUGAUAUGGAUUCAAAGACGAAAUUGACCAAACCCUAACUCAAUCUGAACCAGUAAAACUACCCAGGCGCUCUGUCUCUCUCGCUCUUCGUACCAUUUCAGUUUCUGCGGGGACUGAAAAUCUGUAAUCGCCCGCCCUCUCACUCGCCCUUGCUGCCUCUCGCAAUUUUGCGCCAUUUAGAGUUUCGAUUUCGGUUCGGGUCCUUUCAGGUCUUAGUCCAAGUAGCUCACACUCUCGACAACGUAAUCGAACGCUUUCUCCCAAGUUACAGUUCUAUGAGCUUUCCCUUGGAACCGAAUUGAUUUCCUGCGUUGUUCUGCGAUUUCUAUAUCUGUGCUUGGUUAUCCGAAUCGGUAGUUAUUAGCUGACUGAAAUCUAUCUGUAUCUGCAGGAUGAAGAGGGUGUGCCAGUACAGUGCUGAUAGAAUCACCAGCCUUCCUAUCGAUGUAGUACAUCGCAUUCUCGUGUUCUUACCCAUUAAAGAUGCUGCCAAAACUAGCGUCUUGUCAAGCAAAUGGAGGCAUCAGUGGAGAAGUAUUCCUCAACUUUGUUUUGAUAGUCGUUUUGCUCAAAUAAUUACAGAGGCUGAAUCUGAAUCAAAGGUGAGAAGUAAGCUUACAAUGCUGAACAUCUACAAGGCCCUACUUCUUCAUGAUUGGCCAAUAACCAAGUUUGAGCUUUCUAUCCCUGGAUUAGUGUCCUGCGAUGAUGAGAUGGACCUCAUCGUUCUUUACCUUUCUAAUAAAGGUGUCCAAGACUUUACCCUCUGGUUCGAGGGUCUUGACCCUAACUAUGCUUAUCAGAUGCAUUCUUCUCUGUUUUCUGCACUUCACCUGAAAUCCCUGGAACUUCAGUGCUGUGAAUUUACACCACCGUCUUGGUUUGAUGGGUUCAGUAAGCUUACCGAUCUACGAAUUGGAGAAUCUGAUUUGCCCUACGAUUUCUUCCAGAAUUUCCUUGCCAAGUGCCCAAUGCUUGAAUACUUGAUGGUUAUAGAUUGUGACGGUCCUCCUGAUAAGCUUGAAAUCGUGUCUCCAUCUCUCAAAUCCUUCCACUUUGCGGGGGCCCUCAAGGGUAUCAGUUUCAAGGGCACUCCCCUUUUGUCAUUUGUCGCACUUUUUCUGUAUGAGCCCGACAUCCAUGACAUGGCAACUCUUUUUGCUUCUAUUCCAACAAUCCAAAAGUUCUGUACUAACGGUGGAUUCCUGCAAAACCUUACUGCAGGUCAUAGAAAUGUCCCCUCCUCCAGGCUUCCUUCUCCUCUUCACCAGUUAGAAGUCCUCGAAAUUAUUGACCUUGACUUUGAUAGUCUGGACCGGGAGCAUGGUUUUGUUUGUUUGAUCAUGAGUUCUCCAAACCUGCAUAGGCUCAAAAUUCAGCUGAAUCCUAGCAUGCUAGAUGAUCAGCCCACAAAGAAUGAAGUUAGCAGCAUACGGAGGUUAUUGGAAGCAGAUGACUGCUUUGGAUCUUCUAAAUGCCUUCAACAUCUUAGGGAGUUCACAAUUGAGGAUAGCUGUGGUACACAGGUUGAGCUGGACCUUGUGAGGUUCGUCCUAGCCACUGCCCCUCUACUUCGACUGGUUCACAUUACAGCUGCACAUACUUUGAGCUCUAAAAUGGUUAUGAAAUUUUCGAUGGAGGCGUUGAGAUAUAAGCGUGUUUCUAAAGAAGCGGAGUUUGUAUAUCCAUGGGUUGAUAAGGAUAAUGACUGGGAAUUUGUGGCUUUUGCCCGUUGAAAUCAGAACCCCUGAACUUCUGUCUUUCACAAUUGCAAAGUUGGUUGAGGAAUGUAAGGAUGUAUCUCUCUCAUAUCGAUUGUGUUUUGAAAGUCCAGUCUACUUGGUACCUAAACUCUCGAUUUCCAGCCGCCAAUUUUGGUUUACAAGAAAGUAGCGCCACUGAU
This is a messenger RNA of Linum trigynum, 2200 nucleotides long. The record is from the annotation of a GenBank genome assembly. Lineage: Eukaryota; Viridiplantae; Streptophyta; Magnoliopsida; Malpighiales; Linaceae.